AUGGAGGAUACGCCCUUCGCGCUAUGCUGCCAUUGGAACCGGGCGCCCUCGGUGGGAGAGUUAACCUUCGGCCCCCGGCUUCGGGACACUCAGCCGAUGGUGGCGUCCACCCCGCAACCCCCGAGCGGCGGCAUGGUGGGCAAGAAGGAGCUCCUGCAGUGGGCCUCGCAGGCGAGCGGCCGGAUCGUGACGAAAUUCGACGAGCUCAAAGAUGGCGACGUGCUGCUUCGCUGCAUGAAGGAGACCUGGCCCGCGGCGUACGACCGCUGCCGCCGCAAGGGCCAGCCGCGGUCCGUGAGCGGCAACUUCGAGCUCAUGGGUAACAUGUUCGAGCACCUCGAACUUCCCAAGAGCGUGCUCGAUACGCGCGGAAUCCAGCACGCGUCGUUCAAGAGCUGCUACAACUUUCUGGUCAUGGCCUUCUUCCUGAAGAACCUCGCGACGCACAGCGACUUCAGCGUGGAUUUCACCCAUCCCGUGGACUCGAAGCUCGCGGCGUUUCUGCAGGCGCCGGAGAGCGUCGCGUCCCUGCACAAGGGCGGCGCGCUCGCGCCCCCCGGAGGAAGCGCCCCGAAAACGUCCCGAGGAGCGUCGUCCUCGGCCCGAUCCACGCGCGACACCACACCCCGAGAGCGGUCGUCCUCCGCCCGCCGCGACCGCGACGACGCGCUGGAGUCGGCGUCCGCCGCGGCGCUCAGGGCCGAGGCCGCGCUCGCGAACGAAGAGGCCAACCGCCGCGCCCUCCUCGCCGCCACGUCCACGUCCCCGCGGCGUCGAAGGGCGGGCGCGUCCGGGCCCGGCGGAAUCGACACAGCUGGCGCCCAACUGCCCUCGGCGCCCGCUUGGAACCAAGCCGGGAACGACGAGAACGCCGCGCCGCCCGUCGAGCUCUCUCGCGAGAGGUCCGCGCUGCAGCAGGCGAGGGACGCGCGCAGGAAGCAGGCGCGCGCCGCCGCGAACACAAACACAGCUGGCGCCGGCGAGGGACUCGAGGCUUCGUCGGGUAGUGUUCGCCGCGUGGACUCGCUCCUCGGCCGCGGCGGGAAUCGAACCCGCGACCCCAAAUCGUCGUCGUCCUCCCGCCGCCGCCCGCGGAUCGACGGGUCGUCGUCGGAGUACGGCACGAGCGACGGGGACAUGGCUCCGGGUGGUCCCCAGACAGAGACGAACCGACGGGGGGGCGGUUUGACUCGGGGCGCCGUCGCCGAGAUUUUGUCGCGGCCGUCGCCGACGCCGACGCAGCCGGCGCCGAACGAACGCCAACCGCGAACCACCCCGCACGCCCCGGACGACGACGACGCGCGCGCGAGUACCCCGCGUUCGCCGCCUCUUUCGCCGUUUCGGUCCGUCGUCGCCGCGGGUUCGAAUCCGGCGUCGCCCCAAACGCUCCAAACGAAAACCGAUAACUCCGAGCGAAAAGGUACUUCCAAGGUGUCCGGGAGAUUGUCCGCGCCGCCGGCGCCGCUCCUCGUCCCCGGCCCCGACGCUUCCGGUCGGCUCUGGGCCAACGCCGACGCCGCCGACCGCGGGGAGACGCAGCUGGCGGAGGCGCGCUUCGAGCUGGAGCAGCUGCGUCGGCUGUUGGACGCGUCAAAGAGGGAGCGGGACUUGCUGGAGCGAAGGUUCGACGUGGAGCUCGACGCGAGGGAGGCGAGGUUCACCGCGUCGACGCGCGCCGCCGCGGACGACGCGCGCGCGCGCAUCGCCGCGCGGGAGCUUCAGCUCGCCGCCGAACGCAACGCGGAUCAGCGCGCGUACCUCCACGAGCUGCGGCUGGUGGCCGAGGAGGUGGCCGCGGCGAGGGUAGCCGACGACGCGGUGAUUGACGACGCAUCCGGCGCCAAUCCGAGGGACGAUCCGAGGGAGCUCCAGGAGGCCAGGGUCAGGGCUCGGUUGGACGCCGUUCGCGGGCGGGAGGUGCGGGCGCUCGAAGCGAGGGUGCAAUCGCUCGAGACGGAGCGCGCGGGGCUCGCCGAGGCGCUGAGAGCGGCGACGGAGGCGGCGUCCGUCGACGACCCGGCUUCCGGAAGUCUCUCCGACAAGGAGCAGCUGAACGACGUCGCCGAAAAGUCCCCUGCGGCGGCGAGCGCGAUACGCCGCGAGCGCGCCAAGUGCGCGGAGCUCGCGCAGAGGGUGAGGGUGCUGGAGGCGACGCUGGAAGGUGAGCGCGCGGGGCGCGAACGCGAGCGCGAGGAGUUCAAGGCUCGGGCGUCUCUCGGGACUCACGCGAGUGGGACUUUCUCUUUUUCCAAUCCGGGGGGGUUGGAAUCGGACCGACCGCCGCCGUCUGGAUCGAGCUCCAAGCCGCCGCCGUUCGCGUCGCCUCGAGCCGUGGCCGCGCCAUCCCCGGUCAAGGCGCCAACGAGGACCGGCUCGAGCCUGGACGACCGUUUCGACCGCUUCGAAUUCUCCGACGGAAUCGCGCCGCCAAACUCGGAAUCCGAUAUCGCGUCUGGGGAUACGUAUCGACGCAUCCUCGCCGAGCAACGCGGCGAACGAAAGAUCGUCCGGCUCGAGGCUGAGCUCGCCAAGCUCCGCACGCACAACGAGGCGCUGCGCCGGCAGAUGCGCGCCGUGCAGGCGGCGUCGUUCGAGGACGUGGCGGUUAUCCCCCCGAGCGACCCGGCGGAGGCUGACGCGACGCGCCGAGCCGAGGAAGAGGCGCACCGGCUGGGCGCCGACGGCGCCGCCGCCGACGCCGCCGCGCUCCUCAAGGCGAUCGACGCGUUGCGAGUCGCGGCAUCGCGAUCGUCGUCGAACGACGCGAACGACGGCGGUACGGACAUCGUCGCGGGCGCGCUCGCGGCGGCGGCGGACGCCGAAGCCGCCACGUGGCGUCGCGCCGCCGCCGCCGCCGUGCAGCAACGGAAGAUUGCGCGGCUACGAGGCGAGACGCGAGCCUGGCGUGCGGCGCUCGAAGACGAACGCACCGCGUCCCGCGACGCCGGCCGCGCGUGGCGAAAGAUCAAGUCGGACCUCGAGACGGCCAGGGACGAGGCGAUCGAGUCGUACCGCCGCGAGCGCGCCACCGGCGGCGUACGCGCAUCCUUGGCCGAGGAGGCGGCGGAGCUGGCGAGGGAGGAGGCGAGGGCGGCGCGGCGGGACGCGGCGGACGCCUUCGCCGCGCGCGACGCCGCGACGGGCGCGAGCGCUGGUGCGCUCCGCGAGGCGCGCGACGAGGCUGCCAAGCUCCGCCUUCGGGAGUCGCACUGGGUCGGGCUCAUCGGGUGCCACAGGGAGUCGAGCAGGGUGAGUCGGGAGCUCGCCGAGCUCGCGACGCUGCACGGGGGCGAAGCCGCCAGGCUCGCCGUGGACGCCGCGGCGGGCCCCGGCGCGGAGCUCGCGCGCCGCCGCGCCGCCGCCGAGGCCGAGGCCGAGUCCCACGUCGAGGCCAUCAAGGCGAUCGCGGACAUGAUCGAGGUUCGCGAAGCCGCCAGGGGGACGUCGAACGCGAUUGAGUUUGGCAGAGCCGUCGACAGGGCGGAGGCUGCGGAGGCGUCGCUCAACGCGACGCGCGACAGGCUCCACGUCAAGUCCGAGGAGGCGGCCGCGUUGGCGCUCAAGGCGAAACGUCACGAGCUGAGGGCGGCGGAGGAAUCGGCGGAGCGCGAGCGCGCGCAGAGGCGCGCCGAGAGCGUCGCCGCGGAGCUCGCGAGACUCUCCGACGAAACGUCUUUGAACCAACGGCGAGCCUCCGAGGAGAUGGCGCGGGCUCGGGAAGAGCUGGCGAGGCUGAGGGAGGCGUUGGACGACAGGGACGCGGCGUUGGGCGCGGGCGCCGAGCUCGUCGAGAGGGACCCGGAGCUCGCGAGGACGGUGUCGGAGGGCAAGGCGGCGCUCGACGCCGCCGUCGAAGGCUUAGCCGCGUCGGCGAUGAAGGCGCGAGCCGCAGUCGCUAAAACGGCCACCACCACGCCGACGCCCGGACGGCGCGGGUUCUUCGGGUUUGGGGGCAGCCGUGUCGAGAGCUCGCCGGCCGCGCGGGCGCCGAAGGAGGGGGAGGGAGAGAACACCCCGUCCCCCGCCGAGGCGCUCGGGGAGACGGACCCGGCUAACCCGCCCGCCUCCGUCACCAGAGGCACCAUCGCCAGCCCAGGCGCGGUGGCCGCGGCCGUGGCUGCCGCGACGCAGGCGCUCGUCUCCCCCAAGGGCGAGUCCCCCGCGAACCUCGCGACGCUCGACACCUCCCCGAUCAUCCCCGCGGGGCCGUACGGAGGAUCGUCCGUCGGCGGCGGCGGCGGCGGCGAGGGGGGCGAGUCGCCUUACGACUUUUUAAUCGCCGGCGGCUCGGCGCCCCGAACCAACCCCUUGGACGAUCUCGCCGCCGCCGCGAGCGCGUUUAAGCGCGGCGGCGUGGACGAGUCCUUCGGGAGCUCCGCGCCGACGCAGUCCACGUCCAAGCGGCGCGUCGGUACGACCGCGGAUGGCGACGACGACGAUACCCGGCACAAGAUGUCCGGCGGCUCCCCCGUGCAAUGGCUCGGCUCUCUCCUCUCGCCGUCCGCGGCGAGGCGCGCCGCCGCCAUUCCGCUGUCCGAGGCGAACACCGACGCGGACGACACCGACGCGGAAGAGGGUGCGCCGAACGACGAGCCGAGAGAGGUGGCGACGGCGGCGGCGUCUCCCUCCCCGGGGCUGUUCGGUCGGUUCCUUCGGCGAUCUCCGUCUCCGGGCAAGACUCGAAUGGAUAUUUCGCCGGGCGCUCUCGAGAACCCGCGGGUGUCGCGCAUUCGCGCCGAAUCCGGCGACGAGGGCGGCGGGAUGUCCCGCGGGACGUCCUCGGAGAACCUGAGCGUGAUGACCGGCCCAACAGACUCCCCGCCGUCCGAGAGCGCCGCGUCGUCCCUCCCGGGCGCGGAUGAGUUUCUUCACAAGGCGGAUAAGCGGCUCGAGAUCAAGGUUGAAAAGUCGUGGUUCGGGCUCGGGUCGUCGCCCUCGCCGGUGCGGAUCAAGGUUCGAACCGGGGGAACUUCCGACGAGUCGUCCGACGACGCGCGGGACCGGGACGUUGACGAAUCGUCACCCACGUCGAAGAUGACGGGCGUUACGCGGCCGUUACGAACUCCCGGGGGAUCGGCGUCGAAGAAGUGGCCGUCCCCCGCGAGCGUCGUCAAGUCGGCUUCGCGAGCGGAGAACCGAGCGGCAGCCGAGUUCAUCGCCGCCGCGGAGGAGGCGGCGAGAAGGAGCGCGUCCACCACCCCGGGUAAGGGGGGGAGAGGGGGGUCCGCCGUGCAGUCCCCGGCGCAGAGGCGGGAGGAGCGGAAGCGUCGCGCGGAGGCUGAGGCGGCGGCGCGGCGGUCGCCGUACUCGGACGCGACGGGCGGCAGCUUGACGACGGGCGGGGGUUUGCCCACCGGAAGCGACUUCUUCAACCAGGCGACGCAGGAGAAGAGCUGGAUGCAGGGGCUGGGUUCACCGAGCCCCAGCAGCAAACGAAGGGACGCGCCUUAGUGUUGCGGGGGUCUAUUCGUUCUAUGUUAUCAAUCGCGAGACAAUCGCU
Molecule: messenger RNA, 5500 nt
Organism: Micromonas commoda
Lineage: Eukaryota; Viridiplantae; Chlorophyta; Mamiellophyceae; Mamiellales; Mamiellaceae
Exons: 1
Coding region: 1-5451 (1816 amino acids)
Source: RefSeq, a predicted model, not a curated record